Aspergillus sclerotioniger CBS 115572 is the source of this 625-nucleotide messenger RNA. RefSeq lists its product as uncharacterized. Lineage: Eukaryota; Fungi; Ascomycota; Eurotiomycetes; Eurotiales; Aspergillaceae. The transcript has a single exon. Bases 52 to 567 code for a protein of 171 amino acids. The record is from RefSeq and is a predicted model, not a curated record.
UGGAAGGCCAGCAAUACUCACAUCCCCUAACGCACAUAUUAUCGUCCCAUCAUGGACAACACAAUCCAACCGGUUCGCGAACACAUUAUUCGCCAAAUCCGAGUGGUCCUCUCUGAGUUUCUGCCAGAUGUCGGCUCUGGCACGCUGCGAAUACUUGGUGUUACUCCAAAUAGUCUCCUUGACCCCGAAGAUUAUGUAGAAUCCAUACGUCCAUUUGUUUCAGAGACCGAGCAAUACCUCCAGAAAUAUCAUCCGGACAAUGAGACUCGUUUCAUCGCUGCCAAAAUCGUCCGCGGGAAGACCUCCUAUUUUAUACUCGACCUGAAUAAUACCGAUUAUAACUAUGAAACUGCUCAUGAAUGCAAGACACGGAUCCCUGUCUAUGUCCUUCGCCCAUCGAAAAGACAACCCACAAUCUUUCGAAAACGGGAGCUGGAUGCAUCAAUCGCUAAGAUUCUUAGGAACAUGCACAAUCUCCAUGGUCAAGACCCUCUGCCUUUAUUUGACAACCAUUAUGACGAGAAUCUUCAAUAUCCCAACCCACGCCGCCCACAAUUUGAGUUCUGAAUCGGUUUCGCGUCUAUCAUUUGGAGGAUAAAACUGUUCUAUGUGGACAGAGAACGGU